GAAGAUGACGUCACCGAUCUGCAGCAGUUUUUGAUGUCCGCUAAAGUAAAGGAGGUGACAGGAUGCUGUCCGCGUCAGCCGCUGCGGUUACUCUCCUGGUGGCCUGGGUUUACCCGAGCCACGCGUUAUAUUUCCACAUAGGAGAGACGGAGAAAAAAUGUUUCAUUGAAGAAAUUCCCGACGAGACGAUGGUGAUCGGAAAGUACCGCACUCAGAUGUGGGACAAACAGACCGGCUCCUUCCUCCCGUCCACCCCCGGCCUCGGGAUGCACGUUGAGAUCAAGGAUCCGGACACGAAGAUCAUCCUGUCCCGUCAGUACGGCUCUGAAGGACGCUUCACGUUCACCUCUCACACUCCUGGAGAACAUCAGAUCUGUUUGCAUUCCAACUCCACCAAGAUGGCUCUGUUCGCAGGAGGCAAGCUGAGAGUGCACCUGGAGAUCCAGGUUGGAGAACACACCAACAACUACCCUGAGAUCGCAGCGAAGGACAAACUGACGGAGCUGCAGCUGCGCGUGCGACAGCUGCUGGACCAAGUGGAGCAGAUCCAGAAGGAGCAGAACUACCAGAGGUACCGUGAGGAGCGCUUUCGUAUGACGAGCGAGAGCACCAACCAGCGCGUUCUCUGGUGGUCCAUCGCUCAGACCUUCAUCCUCAUCAUCACCGGCAUCUGGCAGAUGAGGCACCUGAAGAGCUUCUUCGAGGCCAAGAAGCUGGUGUAACGUGAGCCAGGAGACGAGCUGGACUCUGCAGAACUGGGACACGUCCACCUCUAGCACAGAACCACCAGGAGGAGGACUGGGUAUCAGCCACCGACAGUUCGAGUUCUCUCCCACAAACCAACUUUUUUCCCUCUGUAGCAGAACACUCCAGUCACCACCGUGUUUGUGACGUUUUCUGGACAACAGUGGACUUUUUCUCUGAAAAAGUUAAAAACGUUUCUCAGUAGUGUAGAAGAACCAGAAUGUUAAAAGUGUUACCAGAAACGACCCUAACAUCAGCUCUACGUUUUGGUCUUGUUGUUUCUGCGCGUUCUUCCAGCUGCGUUCCAACAACCGGUCAAAGUUCAUACAACAUUUUUCACCGAAGCAGCUGGAAUUCUGCGCUCGCAUUUAUUAUUUCGAAGCAGCAGUUUCACCUCAGAAAUGCUUUAUGAAAAAUUUAAGCACUGAAGCCUUUUCAUCUGCAUGAAACGCCUGAAAAAUCUGUUG
Messenger RNA from Nematolebias whitei (Rio pearlfish), 1211 nucleotides. It is a transcript of the gene tmed4, whose product is annotated as transmembrane p24 trafficking protein 4. The transcript has 5 exons. NCBI's taxonomy places the organism in Eukaryota, Metazoa, Chordata, Actinopteri, Cyprinodontiformes, Rivulidae. Gene Ontology annotation, biological process: positive regulation of canonical NF-kappaB signal transduction; endoplasmic reticulum to Golgi vesicle-mediated transport; Golgi organization. Gene Ontology annotation, cellular component: Golgi apparatus; endoplasmic reticulum; COPII-coated ER to Golgi transport vesicle. Bases 63 to 722 code for a protein of 219 amino acids. The record is from RefSeq and is a predicted model, not a curated record.